AACAGCUCUCACUUCCGUAAACAACGCGGUUCGGUCUGGGUGAAAAUGAGCUAACACCUAAAGGAUUUGUGGUGUUAUUAUUAAGUAUCCGUUCUGCUUAUACAAACGGCGAAUUAAAGAUCGAGAAACACACUAAAACUCCCAUCUGCCAUGGUUCGCCUGACUGUAGAUCUGAUUGCCAGAUCUAACAAUCGCCUUAAAACCAAAAGAAAUUUCUCAAUCCAGCAUUAUCUCAAGAAAUUAACACAUCUCAACUUUUCAAACAGGAACAUCGAUGUUAUUGAUGACCUUUCCAUGUGCAGAAACCUCAAAGUCCUAUACUUGUAUGACAAUCAAAUUACACACAUUCGCAACCUGAAUUUUGCUUCCAAUCUCACACACUUGUACAUGCAGAACAACAAGAUCACUCACAUCGAGAACUUGUCAUGUUUGCAGAAGCUCUCCAAAUUGUUUCUAGGGGGCAACUGCAUUACGCUGGUCGAGGGUUUGGAGCAAUUGAGAGAGCUGAAGGAGCUGCACAUCGAAGGCCAGAGACUCCCACCAGGAGAGAAGCUGCUCUUUGACCCUCGUACUGUUCACAGCCUGUCGGCAUCAUUAUGUGUUUUGAAUAUUAACAACAACAACAUUGAUGAGAUACUGGAUCUGGCCGUUCUUAACAAACUGACACAUUUAUAUGCUGCAGACAACCAGUUAGAGGACAUACAGGAAUUGGAGACGGUGUUUUGCCAAUGGCCUCAACUGCAUCGGAUGAAUUUGCAUGGAAAUCCAGUCUGUCUUAAACCCAAAUACAGAGACAGACUUAUAACUGUUUGCAAAUGCCUGGUGGAACUCGAUGAGAAGGAGAUACCUGAGUUGUCUAGGCAGUUCUUAAUCAACUGGAAAGCCUCAAAAGACACCAAGAAGAAAAUAACAGAUGGUAGAAUCACGACAGGACAAAUCACAUAUCCCUUUUCUGCUGACUUUCACUUGGGCCCUCAACAUCCCAUUGCUUAUAACUCUGCUGGCUUUCCGGGGAAGAGGAAGCCGCUCUGGUUUGGGAGACCCACCAUGAAAAUGAGGUCAGGCCCAGUGCGGACAGAUUGCGGAGGCGUAAGAAUCACGAAGACCCCCUGAGCGCAGGAAUAAUUACAGAUAUUCAACAGACGAAAGUUCAGAGUCACAUGGCUGUCUGACCAUCCUCUAGAAGAAACUCUGCGGACCUCUUAGACUUUUCCCAUGGCCUGUACCCCGCACACAGACAGUUCAUCACGAGGGCAUGUGGAAUGGAUCUGAGCGCUCACAAAAAGAUCAAGUCCACAGUAAUUGUCUGUCAUAAUGUCAGAAUGCCACUUUCAGAGCUGUAACACACUGUCAGCAAGCACUCUGAGACACAUUUCGCUCUAUGCGCUCACACACUGCCUCUGUAUUCGAUCAGUUUAUUAGCAGCUAUUUGAUCAAAUGAUGCCUGUAGGAAUUUCUGUUUUUAUCAGAUUCCAAUGAGCUUUAUCUAAAGGCCUUGUUUGGGGUGUUUUUAAAUGUAUUUUAUUUUAAUGAGUGUACUAUUUGUUGAAUAUCAGGACUUCCUGUUAUUUACAGUAUGAGUCAGUGUUUGCAUUAAAAUAUAUUCUUCAUUCUUUAAUCUGUGCUUUGUGUCUCUAAUUGACAUACGUACACUUGUACAUUCAACAUUGACAGCCAUUUUAGAGUUUUCUGUCGUAAUAUUCAAAAAUUUGUUCUUAUAUUAUUUGUUUUACAUUAUUAUUGCCAUUUUUUUACAACCUUGUAAAAUUUGCUAAACACAUUGUUCCUUUGUAACUCUGUACAAACCUUAAAAUGCUAAAUGAUAACUAUAUUCCUCUUGAAUCUAUUUUUUUUGUAACGUGCAACACAUUAAACAAAAAAAAAUUAAGAGUGAAAUAUGUCAAAUAUGUGAAUCAAAAGUUUUACUUUUAUGUGGAGCCAUUUUGUUAUCAUUCAAAUAAUGAAGGUUACAAUAAAUAUAUUGACUGU
This is a messenger RNA of Ictalurus punctatus (channel catfish), 1989 nucleotides long. It is a transcript of the gene ppp1r42, whose product is annotated as protein phosphatase 1, regulatory subunit 42. Bases 151 to 1113 code for a protein of 320 amino acids. Gene Ontology annotation, molecular function: protein binding. NCBI's taxonomy places the organism in Eukaryota, Metazoa, Chordata, Actinopteri, Siluriformes, Ictaluridae. The transcript has 9 exons. The record is from RefSeq and is a predicted model, not a curated record.